Molecule: messenger RNA, 1237 nt
Organism: Paramecium octaurelia
Lineage: Eukaryota; Ciliophora; Oligohymenophorea; Peniculida; Parameciidae
Source: the annotation of a GenBank genome assembly
AUGGGGAAGGUUAGAUUACUUGUUUAUAUUUAUAGUUUAGUCAAUCAUAAGAAAAAUAAAAAAUAUAUGCUGAGUUCUGGGAAUACCUAUUCUAAUAAGAGGACUUAAGAAAGUUAAACUAUAUCAUUUUAUCAAUUUUUAAACAUUUCCUAAAAUCGACUACUGUUCCACUCUCUCUAAUUAGAAAUUAAUAAUUGGUUGAAUUAUGGUACAGGUAAUUUGGAAAUUCUAAUUCUGUUAUGAAAAGAUUAGCAAAUAAGAUUGAAUAAUACUUGACUUAAAGAGAUACUUCUUUUGAAGACAUUGUUUACCUUAGAAAUAUUUAUGGUUAUAGAAUACAUCCAAAAAAUGCAAUUGCAUAAAAAAUAUUGGCAAAGUUUACAGAAGAUGAGGUAGAUCAAUACUUUGAGAAUAUGAAAUAAUAAGAACAAUCUUCUACUGAUCCAAUCAAUAAACUCUAUUAUUUAAAUGAAAUCUAUGUUCUCGCUACUGUAAGUAAUACAAACAUUAAAGUCUUGACAUCUAUGAUAAAAUAUAUCUAUGAAAUCGGGUGCAUAAAUUUUGAAUAGAUUUAUGAGCAAUUAGAUGAAGAGUCUAAGGAAGCCUACCAAUUUGAAGAAAUUAAGAAAAAGUUUUUAGAUUAAUGUUAGAGUUUCUUUUACUCACUUGUUGGAAAAGUAGCUGCUGUAAAUAUUAUAUAUGAUAAGUAGAAUGUGUAAGAAUUUGAUGAGUUAACCAAAUCCUUAUUGAAAUAACUUAAAAAAUCGGAUUUAAGUAAAUAAUAUAAAUUGAUUACUGGUAAAUAACCUAAAGAAUGUAUUAAACAUUUAGUCAAUGCAAUCCUUAUGUUUUCAUUUCUCAAUUAAGAAGAAGGAUUAUAAAUUUUGGAGGAGUUUCAACACAUUGCAGGCGACAUUUAAGAUGAGGAACCUCAAAUAAAAAAAAAAGUAAAGACUAAUCCAGAGAAGGCAAAAGUUGUCUUAACUGAAGUAUUUAUUUAAUUGUUAACAAAAUCUCCAUGUAACAUUAUAAAUUCUAUAUAUUUUUAGAAUUCUUGAGAGAUGCUGUUAAUUAGUGCUGUAAAUCACUUGAGUUUACAACAGAAUGUUUAGAGAUUUUAUUGGAUGUUUUGUUGAAGGAAGAUCAUGAAUAUAUUGCUGAGAUGCAACAAUAAGAAUUAGAUGAUGAGGAAGGUGGAGAUGAAAGCUUAGAAGAAGAAGAGGAGGAAAAUUAAUGA